AUGGACCUCAGGAACCCAGCACAAGACGAGGACGAGGACAAGGAUAAGAGUAAGAGCAGGAAGGAUAAGAGCAAUGAGAGCAGGGAUAACGGUAAGAGCAAGGAUCAGGACAAGAGUAAGAGCAAGGAUAAGGACAAGAACGAAGAAUCGAAGGACAUGCCAGAAAACAUGAAUCAUUUAGCUGUUAAGAAGGCAAAUUGGAGGGUGCAAGUUGUCAUCUUUGUGGCAUCGCUCCCGAGCUUCCUUGUUCGGAAGAAGGCGCCGGCUGCAAGGCGAUAUUCACUGAUAGAGCCUACGCUUGAUCCACAGCUUCCUGUGUCCGGCCGCAGCCUUCACUGCUUCAUCUAUCGGCUGGACCCCCCUGGUGUGGUACAAGAGAAGGAGUCGCAGGUUGAUCAGCCCAGGAGCGACGAGUUUUCAGCGCUGCUGCAUCAGGCCAUACACAACAGCCUCUCCUCACAAUCACACAAGGUUUGGAAGAUCUACCCCGGCAAGACUUACCUGGAUGUUGACUGCAUGCCUCUGCUCCUCCUGGAAGAAACUAGAACCUCAAAGGCCAAGUACUUAUGCAACUGCUCCAUCUUCGUGCCUCUCAUCUCCUGGGGAAGUGCCCACAGUGUACUCGACGAUCUUGCAUGCAUCCACUUCGACGGAGCAAUCGAUCAGGAAAGCCACUUCCUGGUUCACGCAUUAUGCGCCAUUUACCUGCUUCAGAAGAAGGCAGGAAGGCUACAAACUAUCAUGCCAAUCACGCGGGACGAGUCAAGGGGGAAGGUCAGCAUGGCAGAAGCCUGCCGACGGCUCAGCACAAAGCCAUCGAUACCAAGCUGCAAGCGAGCCUGCGUGCUGCUGCAGGAAGGAGGCGUCGAGAUGGGGCAGGGAGUGAUUCUCAGUUUUCUUCUGGGCAUCUCCGUACGUGAUGCAGUGAUGAUGCUUAUGCCGUCGAACUGGAGAGAAGAAGCUCUACCGGACUGGGAGCCGGCAGGAGGUCUGACAACCAAGAAUUCGUACAGCCUGUACAAUGUGAAAAUCGAAGGGAACGAUAAAGUCAGUGCAAGCGAGGCUGCAGAGAUGAUCGUAGACUGUCUGGUGAAGGUGCUCAAGGAACAUGUAGAGAAAAAGCUGUGGGAGUUUACAAACCACAACCCACGUGGAAUUGAGCUGCUGAAACUGCUACGAGAGUCAGGGAUAUAUGACAAAUUCGACAAGUACUUUGCGCUGCGAGGAAUCGAGUCCCUCCAUCAAGUGCCGAGCUUCACUCGCGGCUCUCCGUCCAAUGGAAGCAAGAGGGAGCAAGUGGUCCACCGGCCAUGCAGUGACAUCACAGCUUACAACGCGUCAGACGAAGGGUCGAUCCGAGCGCUGGAAAGGCUCGUGGAGGACCACCGGGACGAUGAGCGCUUCCUCCCCUUGCAGGAGCGUCUCAACCGCUACCGUGACUCAGAGGUUGAUGGCAUCCUGGCCCUCCGCACCACCAACUCAAUCGAGACAGCCAUGGUGAAGCUGCCGGCGCGAUGCUGCGUCCUCUGGCUGAGUAUGGUGUACCUUGUCUUCGGGAUCAACCAGCUCGGCCCUCUCUUCACCGAGCAGAUCUGGUUGCCAGAGAAGAACUCUACCACUCCAGUGCAGCCCAAGACAGUGAGAAUCGCCAAGGUUGCAGCGCCAGUUAUCAGCUUCUACUGGUCUUUCUUGUUCGUUGCAGGCGUCAUCGUCGGGCAGGUCAGCACGCCGCUACGAGCCAAGUGGCUGAUGCUGUUCGCGGGCCAUCUAGUCAUUGCCGGCAACGUCUUCAGCUUCAUCGUAGAUAGCAUUCAGUGCUCGGUGGAGGGGACAGGGAUCGGACCUAACUGCAAUGCUUACACGCUCAUCCCUUCCAUUGCGGUGAUGUCGUUUGUGAUGUACCUUGCUCAUAGAGUUCAGCACUACUUCUGGAUGGCUGCCUUCUUCCUCCAGGGCCUCUACUGCUUUUACUGCAUUUACGCUUUCCCUGCUGACAGCGUGGACUUGAAGAUCGGGCUCGGAAUGUGUCUGUUCCUGGCCAUUGGCUGCUGCUUCAUCGCCAUCGCCAUCAUCGUCCAGUACCGCCGCUCCUAUAGACAAACAUUGAGGGAACUGCAGACGGUCAUGCAAGGCUUUGACGACACCUGGCAGAAGAUAGAGGAGGAGAACAAGCAGAGCAUCGCGGCAGUGAGCGUUCAAGCACGCGAGAUCGCGCAAGAGCUGCAGGCAGUGGUGAAGGAAGACUUCAAGACGUGGGGGAGGUGGCUCUCAGCGAUGGCGGGAUGGCGAAGGGCGAGGUACUCGACAACGGACUCAAAGAUCCGGCAGGAGAGCAGAGACAUCGAGAAGCUGUUCCAGGAGGCGCAGGAGAUCAGCGCUGCCUUCCAGCUGUGGGUGUCAGCUUGGAACCAGGUCGGCAGAGUACAGCAUGGGAACGUGAAAUCUUGUGCGCGAGCGAUACAGAAGACCGUGAGAUCGUACGGGCGAGACCCUUCCUGCUUGACGGACCUGGUCCGAUGCACUAUCCUAGUGCAGUCGAUGGAGGAGGUGCAGGAGUGGCUGAGCUGCUUCCGCCGCAUCUCGGUGGUCGGUUAUGGGGUGAGCGCGAGGGACAGGAGAAGAGCAAGCGACGUAGCCCCUGAGGACGUGGAGAUGGGAGGGCGGGAGAUCUUCAUGAGCGUCACGAGCAUCAAGAACCGCUAUGAUCCCCGAUACGAUGCCAGAUUGAGCGGAGGUUACCGAGAUAUGUGCAUCUGCGUGGGAUGGACGAUAGACGAAGCGAGUCAAACUUGCAUGUUUGUGCCUGUGAGGGAGUGGGGAAAGAUGGAAGUUCGGAAACACAUCUGCGAAAUCCAGGUGUUGCUAGAAGUGAUGCAAGGAGUGAAGAAGGUGUUGCACAAGGAGUACGUGAACUUCCGCAACAUCAUGUGCCAGUGA
Molecule: messenger RNA, 2937 nt
Organism: Guillardia theta CCMP2712
Lineage: Eukaryota; Cryptophyceae; Pyrenomonadales; Geminigeraceae
Exons: 8
Coding region: 1-2937 (978 amino acids)
Source: RefSeq, a predicted model, not a curated record